Molecule: messenger RNA, 291 nt
Organism: Angiostrongylus costaricensis
Lineage: Eukaryota; Metazoa; Nematoda; Chromadorea; Rhabditida; Metastrongylidae
Source: the annotation of a GenBank genome assembly
AUGAUAAUCGAUAAGGCAUUAUCAUACGCGAUCGACGUGUUACUCAUGAGACCGGAUAAAUUCGAUGACUUUGUGGACAACGAACUUCGCAUAUUUCUUCUCGACACGCAAAAGGCGAAGCGUAUUCUGCUCGAUGUGAUGCUUCUUCAUCCUGAGUAUGUACCACGAACAUGGGGCGGUGAUGUUUUGACAAAAGGUCAAAGUGAAGCACGACUGGAGGCAAUGGGGAAAAGACAACCUACCCAAGUUUCCGACAGCAAAACAAAUGUGGAGAAGGUAGGAAUCCCAUGA